Petromyzon marinus (sea lamprey) is the source of this 12610-nucleotide messenger RNA. It is a transcript of the gene FRAS1, whose product is annotated as Fraser extracellular matrix complex subunit 1. Gene Ontology annotation, cellular component: membrane. Gene Ontology annotation, molecular function: calcium ion binding. The record is from RefSeq and is a predicted model, not a curated record. Gene Ontology annotation, biological process: homophilic cell-cell adhesion; cell communication; anatomical structure morphogenesis. Lineage: Eukaryota; Metazoa; Chordata; Hyperoartia; Petromyzontiformes; Petromyzontidae.
GAAACGAAUACUUUGGCUGAACUUGGCAGGAAUUCGGUGCGGCUCAAGAGUAGGGAGGGACGGAGGGGCCGGGCCAGUGCACCACGGGCCCUGCCCACCCCUUCGCUAACGCCGCCAGAGCGCAGUGCGCGCGUGCCCGCCUGCCCGCCUGCCACCACUGACGAGAGAGAGAAGUGAGGGGGGUGGGUGCCACUUGCAUCGCGUUGACCGAGAGGGUCGCUAUACGUUUCGUAAAGACAAAGCCCCGUGUUGUUUUUUUUUGGGGCGGCUAAGCGAGGGAGUCCCCCCGGGGUAAGCGAUGGGUGGUUAAUGUCCGCGCCUGGAAUUAUGCCGGUACCUGGAGGGAAGGCGGCGAACAAAGGGGGCUGGACGAGACUUUACUCAAGAGGCUGCGGAUUCAUCUCGUGUGACAUUGCUGAUAGCUGCCGUUGCUACUCCUAAGCCAGCUGGGGUGGGAUGAACAUGCGGACAGAUUUGACCGACUUUCAAUAGGCGGAGAAGAAAAACGCCGUCUGAACUUACUCCUUGUUGGGCAAAGGAUUUCUACGUGUCCACUUCUAGCCACGAAACGCUAGGCGAUAACUUGAAUGAAGACAAGGGGAAACCUGUUUCUGGCAGCCCCGGGGCUAUGAAACUCGAGUGGCCACGGAGAGCUGACAGAUGUGCCGGAUUUUCGUCCCUGCGGAUGUUAGCACCUGCCUAGAGACGAGCAGCUCCCCCCCGAUAAGCCAGUCGUCUCUGCCUCUUGUCACAUUGUUCACUUCUCCGAAUUUUGCACUGGGAAUUACAGAGCCAUGCAGAUGACACUCGUUUUGCUGUGGACACUUGCUGUGAUCACUGGAGCUCAACCAAAAAAGGCUGGCGAUGGCCCGGUGCUGCUCACCAACGCUCUCGUCCACGUGCCGGAAGGCGGCAUGUUUCAGAUCACCAACAUGCAGCUGCGGGCCGCCUCGGGUGACGCCAGCGACUCGGAAAUCCUCUUCAUGCUCACCCCGGAGCAUGGCAACCCUCCCUUCGGCGACGUGGUGCUGCUGGUGCCGAUGCCGGCGGACGGCCCGUCGGACGGUUGGGAGCUGCUUCCCGAUGGACGCGCGGCCACCCCCACUACGUCCUUCACGCAGCAGGACAUCAACGAGGGCAUCGUUUGGUACCGCAGCGCGGCCGGAACGCUCUCCCCACGGGACGCCUUCACUUUCACGGUGACGGACGGAGCCAAGCCUCCCCACGAGCUGGCGGGCCAAGUUUUCCACGUUGGCAUCAUCCCUCAGCACGACUCGCCCCCGCAGCUCUCUCCCGGCGUGCCCUCCCCUCUACGCAUGCUGGCAGCAAAAGACCAAAUCACUGUCAUUCAGUCGAACUACCUCUCCUUUGUGGAUAACUCUGGCAGUGAAUACCUGCUGUACAACGUAACCCAGCUCAUCCCACCUGAGUAUGGGGCGCUGGAACAUGCAGACAGGCCGGGCCACUCCGUCACCCUCUUCACGCAGGCCGACGUCGACAUGGGAAAGAUUGUGUACCGUCCUGGGAAUGCACGGACCGUCCCAGGGCCCGCCACAGCCUUCCGCUUCACCGUGUCUGACGGUGCAAACACCUCCCCGGAAACUGAGUUCACCUUACAGCUCUACACUCCCAGCAAGCUACCGCCAGUGUUCCAGCAGGCCAGCCCCGCCAUCCACCUCACACAGGGCGGCACAGCACCUAUUGGCCUGGAGCAGCUGUCUGCAGAGGAUGCUGACUCAAGUCCGGAGGAGCUUCUCUUCGCCGUUCUCGAGGCGCCGAGCCACGGACUUCUGACUAAAUACACAGCUGGCAGGCAUCUAACCCUGGCUUCAGGCGACGUAUUUACCCACGACGACCUCGCGAAGAGCGCCCUGCACUACGUGCACGACGGGACCGGCGCGAGCGGCGACGACGCCGCCUCGUUCGGCGUGUCCGACGGCGUCGCCACGGCGACCGUCGCGGUGGCUGUGAUCAUCGCGCCAACCGACGGCCAAGGACCCCGGCAGGCCCCCGGAACGCAGCUGUCCAUCACGCUGCCCGAAAAAGGCACCGCGACCAUCACGGCGUCGGAGCUGGCUUACUCCGCGGGCGACUCUCCAGCAGGCCAGGUGCGCUUCAUGCUCACGUCGGUACCCAUGUACGGGCUGCUGGUGAUCAGCGGGGCCCCCGGUGUGGAGCACGAGCUCUCGGACUUCUCCAUCUUCUCCAUGGAAGACAUCAACGGCAACAGAAUCAAGUACAAGACCGACUUUGACCUGGGAGGGGAUCCCAUCACAGACCUGUUUUACUUCUCAGUGACAGACGGGCAGGGGAAUCGGCUUGAGAAUCAGAUCUUCACACUCACCAUCACCCCUGGAGGAAACCAGCCGCCCAGCUUGACACUCACACCCUCGCUCAAGGUAGAUGAAGGAGGCAAAGUCAUGAUUUCUUCCAAUGACAUCAUGGCAAUGGAUGCAGACACUCCCAAGCAGGAACUGGUGGUGAAGAUCACGGAUGCUCCGAAACUUGGCUAUAUCUUAAACACCAAAUCUGGGCCGGCGAGUGCCCGCCGCUCGGAGAGCUCUUUCUCCGUGCAGGACGUGCUGGACGCCGCGGUCUUCUACGUGCAGAGCGUGCACCGUGAGACGGAGCCCGUGUACGACGCGUUCCGGCUCCACGUGACAGACGGCCACAGCGCCUCUCCCUCGUACCUCUUCAACAUCUCUAUACAGCGCAGUAAUGAUGAGCCUCCCAAGCUGGUGACGGGGACGGUCGCCUGCCGCCCCGGCGAGGCCAUCGUGUUGCGGGAAGACGCGAUCUCCGUCAAGGACAUGGACACACCGGGCCCCGAGCUGGUGCUCACCAUCACCCACAAACCCCAGCACGGCAAGCUGAGCCGCAAGGCUCGGCGGUCGGAGAGAGCCGGCGAUGGGGAGCUGGCUCAGGGCUCCACCUUCACGUUCCAGGACGUGGUGGACGGGCUGCUGUCCUACACGCACGACGGCACGGACGGCGCGGUGGACGAGUUCCGGCUGUCCGUGUCGGACGGAGCGCACUCGCAGAACGGCCGCGUCGCAGUGUCCGUGGAGCACUCGCGCUCCGAGAUCCCGCGCAUGGCCAUCAACCGUGGGCUGCAGAUCCAGGCCGGCUCGGCCGCUACAGUCACGGCCCAGCAGCUGCAAGCCAUGGACGUCGACUCGGACACUCUGCAGCUCAAGUUCUUCGUGGUCCGCGACGCGCCCGUGGGCCGUCUGCUGCUCGCCCAAGCCGGGCCCAAAGGUGGCUCGAAGGGCCAGCAAACGCAGCAGCAGGUGUCCGUCAAGGGCCCCGUCAAGAGCUUCACGCAGGCCGAUGUCAACAAAGGGCUGCUUGAGUACAGACACAACAAGGGGGAGGAUGGUGGAAGCUUUGCCUUCAAGUUUGACAUCGUGGAUCAAGAGGGAAACAAGCUCAUCGAUCAGUCCUUCCACAUCACCAUCCUAGAGGACCGGCUUCCGCCCGUGGUGGAGGUGAACAAGGAGCUGGUGGUGGAGGAGAACUCCGUGGCCAAGCUGGGCACGGAGUUGCUGUCUGUGACUGACGCGGACACGGAGCCGGGACAGCUGCUCUACCGCGUCGCUCGGGGGCCUUCGCUCGGCCGCCUUGAGAUGCUCGCCAAUCCGGGCCGGGCGGUCACGGCGUUCUCGCAGGCGGACCUGGCUGCGCGGCGCGUGCAGUACGUGCACACGAGCUCGCAGGAGAAGCACGACGACGACUUCACCUUCACCGUGUCCGACGGCAGCAACGAGGUGAGACAGACGAUGCGGAUCCGCAUCGCGCCCGUGGACGAUUCGCUGCCCGUGGUGCAGAGCCUCGGCAUGCGCGUGCAGGAGGGCGUGCGCAAGCCCAUCACCGAGUUCGAGCUCAAGGCCACAGACGCCGACACGCAGCCGGACUCCAUCACGUUCACGGUGGUGCAGCCACCGCGACACGGCGCCAUCGAGCGCGGGACCGGAGGAGGGGCAGGGGGCCUGGCCGGCGCUGGCUGGCAGGCGGCCUCCACCUUCACCAUGGAGGACGUGUACCAGGGCCGCGUGAGCUACAGCCACGACGGCUCCAACACGCUGCGCGACAACUUCGCAUUCACCGUCGGCGACGGCACCAACCCCUUGUUCGUGCUCAGGGAGGGCAGUGCUGAGGUGGUGACGGCCUUGCCUCAGAAGUUCCAGAUUGAAAUCCUCCCGGUGGAUGAUGGCACACCCCGUAUCGUGACGAACCUGGGCCUGCAGUGGCUUGAGUACAUCGAGGGCAAGGCAGCCAAUCACAUCACCAAAAAGGAGCUGUUGACCCUUGACCCUGACACGGAUGAUACCCAGCUGGUGUAUGAAGUGACCUCUAACCCCAAGCAUGGACACCUAGAGAACAAGCUGAAGCCCGGCGUUCCCGUGAAAGCCUUCACCCAAGAGGAGGUGAACCUGGGCGUGCUGCGCUACGUGCUGGAGGAAGGCAAAGUUGAGGAGACCGUGGACUCGUUCCGUUUCUCGGUGCGCGACAGCAAGCCCAACGUGGUCAGCGAUAACGUGUUCCACAUCCAGUGGUCCAUCAUCAGCUUCCAGCACCGCAGGUACAACGCGAGCGAGACAGCGGGCACGGUCAGCGUGACGGUGAAACGGCGAGGGAACCUCAACCAGUACGCCAUCGUGCUGUGCCGCACCGAGCCCGGCACGGCCACGUCCUCCUCCGGCGCCGGCUCACGGCGCGGCGCUCACGACUACGUUGAGUACGCCGCGCAGGUGCAGUUCGAGGAGCGCGAGGACACCAAGACGUGCACCAUCAUCGUGAACGACGACGCCGUGUUCGAGGGGGAGGAGCGCUUCGGCGUGGAGCUCAGCAUGCCGGCGUACGCGCUGCUGGGCGAGCGUACACGCGCCACCGUCGCCAUCAACGACACGGAGGACGAGCCCACGCUGCAGUUCGACACGCGCCUCUACCGCGUCAACGAGAGCGACGGCACCCUGCAGGCCACCGUCAUCCGCAAGGGAGACGCGGGCAGCACGGUGUCGGCCGUGUGCCACACUCUGUCGGGCUCCGCGCGGGGCAGCGGCGCGGGGCUCCUGGCGAGCGGCUCCGACUUCGUGUCGCGGCAGCUCGGCGAAGAGUCGCGCCUCGUGCUCGCGCCCGGCGUCACGGCCGCCUCCUGCGCCGUCACCGUCGUGGACGACAGCGAGAGCGAGCUCGAGGAGGACUUCCAGGUGGCUCUGGCGGAGCCGUCUCCCAACGCGCGUCUGGGAGAGCGCACGACGGCUCGCGUUGUCAUCGCCGGCCCCAACGACGCCUCCCUCGUCCACCUGGGAGACUCGGCCUUCAGCGUCAGCGAAGACGCAGGCACGGUGGACGUUCCCGUUGUGCGGGAGGGAUCGGAUCUGUCGGCGGCCGCCUCGGUGUGGUGCGCCACCCGUCCCUCGGAGCCCCUCUCCGCCACUCCGGCCAUCGACUACGUGGCCACCUCACGUCAGGUCCUCUUCGCUCCCGGGAGGCGGGACGGGACCUGCACAAUCACGAUCCUGGACGACACGCAGCACCCGGUGAUCGAGGGCGGCGAGACGUUUGUGGUGUUCCUGAGCUCGCCGCAGGGCGUGCAGCUCACAGAACCGUCCCACGCUACCGUGCUGAUCAAUGACACCUAUCAGGACAUUCCCAGCGUGCAGUUUGGCAAGGAGGGCUACGCGGUGCAGGAGAGCGAGGGCUCCAUCUCGGUGCCCGUGCUGCGCAGCGGCGAUCUCAGCGCGCAGUCGUCCGUGCGCUGCUUCACACGCCGUGGCUCGGCGCGCGUCGAUCACGACUACACGGAGCGGCCAGACACGGAUGCCUCCCGCAUCACCUUCCUGCCCGGCGAGAAGACCAAAAAUUGCACUGUGAGAAUUGUGGACGACACGGAGUUUGAGGGCGAUGAGGAAUUCCGUUUGCACCUGGGCUCGGCGCUUGGCUCACAAUCGUCUGGUGCCAAGAUCGGCAAGAAUGACGUCGCCAUCAUCACCAUCACCAACGAGGAAGAUGCUCCCACCAUUCAGUUUGAAGAGGCGAGCUACCAGGUGCGCGAGCCGUCCGGCCCAGACGGCAUGGCCAUCCUCACCAUCCUCGUGCUCCGCUCGGGCGACCGCAACAAGACCUCCAAGGUGCGCUGCAGCACCCGCGAUGGAUCGGCGCAGUCCGGAAUGGACUACAACCCCAAGAGCCGCAUCCUCAAGUUCCUGCCCGGCGUGGAGCAGAUGGAGUUCCCCGUGGAGAUCCUGGCCAAUGAGGACCGCGAGUGGCACGAGUCCUUCUCCGUGGUGCUCGGGCCAGACGACCCCGUGGAGGCCGUGCUGGGAGACGUCACCACGGCCACGGUCACCAUCCUGGACCAGGAGGCCACAGGCAGCCUCAUUCUGCCAGCCCCGCCGAUCGUGGUUUCCCUCGCCGACUACGACAGCGUCGAGGAGGUGAUGAAGGAGGGCUCCAAGAAGGACCCAUCGCCGGGCUACCCGCUGGUGUGCGUCACCCCGUGCGACCCGCACUACCCCAAGUACUCGCUCACGCGCGAGCGCUGCGAGGAGGCGGGCAUCAAUCAGUCGGCGCUGUACUUCAGCUGGGAGGUGUCGUCCCCCACGGACGCCAACGGAGCUCGCUCGCCCUUCGAGACGGUCACCGACCACACUCCGUUCACGAGCGUCAACCACAAGGUGCUGGAGAGCGUCUACUUCGGGCGCCGCUUCCACGUGCGCUGCGUGGCACAGGCGCGCGACAGGAAGGGCCAGGCGGGCACGCCUCUGCGCAGCAACACGGUCACCGUCGGCACGGACAACAGCAUCUGCCACACGCCCGUGUCGGCCGGCUCGGCGCGCGCCCUGCAGGCGCAGUCCUUCAUCGCCAGCCUCGAGUACCUGGACGUCAAGCACGAGGAGCACCCCAACAGGAUUCACAUCUCGAUCCAGAUCCCGCACCAGGACGGGAUGCUGCCUCUCAUCUCCACCAUGCCCAUUCACAACCUGCACCUGCUGCUCUCCGAGUCCAUCUACCGGCAACAGCACGUGUGCUCCAACCUCGUCUCCCUGCGUAACCUCAGAGAGGCUGGAUUCCUGGACGAAGAGAAGGCAGAGACGCUGGUGCUGGGGCCGGGCUUUGACCGGCCGUACCAGUUCGACGGGAGCGUGCGCGAACCGCGCACUAUCCAGCUCUACCGUCACCUGAAUCUGAAGAGCUGCAUCUGGACCUUCGACGCCUACUACCACAUGACGGAGCUCAUCGACGUGUGUGGGGGCUCCGUCACCGCCGACUUUCAGGUGCGGGACUCGGCGCAAUCCUUCCUGACGGUCACAGUGCCUCUUUACGUCUCGUACAUCUACGUAACUGCUCCACGCGGCUGGGCCUCGCUGGAGCACCACACCGAGAUGGAAUUCUCAUUCUUCUACGACACUGUGCUCUGGAGGACCGGUAUCCAGACGGACAGCGUCCUCUCUGCAAGGCUCCAAGUCAUCCGCAUCUACAUCCGCGAGGAUGGGCGACUCGUGAUUGAGUUCAAGACACACGCAAAGUUCAGAGGCCAGUUCGUCAUGGAGCACCACACUCUGCCGGCGCAGAAGUCCCACCUGGCUCCACCCGAUCACCUGGGGGGUAUCGAGCUGGAGCUGGAGUUGGUGUGGAGUGCCCAGACCUUCGACUCGCCCUACCAGCUGUGGCGUGCCACCAGCUCCUACAACAGGAAGGACUACUCAGGGGAGUACACCGUGUAUCUGAUUCCAUGCACAGUGCAGCCCACACAGCCGUGGCUUGACCCAGGCAGCAAGGCCCUGUCCUGCACGGCACAGGCACCAGAGAAGUUCCUGCUGCCCAUCUCCUUCCAGCAGACAAACCGCCCGGUGCCCGUUGUGUACUCGCUCAACACCGAGUUCCACCUGUGCAACAACGACAAGGUGUUUCUGCUGGAUCCCGGCAAGUCAGACGUGGCCCUGCCCGAGAUGGACUACAAGGGCGCCUUCUCCAUGGGUCAAACGCUGUAUGGCCGUGUGCUCUGGAACCCCGACCAAAACCUCAAGUCGGCCUACAAGCUGCAGCUGGAGAAGGUGUACCUGUGCACGGGGCGCGACGGAUACGUCCCGUUCUUUGACCCGACGGGAACCAUCUACAACGAGGGGCCGCAGUAUGGCUGCAUUCAGCCCAACAAGCACCUGAAGCACCGCUUCCUGCUGCUGGACCGGAACCACCCCGAGGCAGUGGACCGUUACUUUCACGACGUGCCCUUUGAGGCGGGCUUCGCGUCCGACGUGCCCGAGUUCCAGGCGCUGUGGGACAUGCCCGGAGUGGAUGGAUUCAGCAUGAAGGUGGACGCCCUCUACAAGGUCGCCGCCGGACACCAGUGGUACCUGCAGGUAAUUUACCUGAUCGGGCCAGAGUCGCACGGCCCCCGCCUACGCCGCUCGGCGUCGAUCGGCCUUCCCAGCCGCCAACGCCGCGACCUGCUGGACCGCGACGGCAAGCUGGCGCUCCACGACUCGGUUAUCUACGACGAGGACGAGAGCCUGGGCGCCGGCGACGCCGACGUCCGCAACGGCACCAACAUGAAGACGCUGCAGCUGCAGCAGAGCGGCGCGGCCGCCUCCCUGGGGCCCGGCUCGGGCGGCGCGACGGCCGCGGCCACCGCCGCCGCCGCCGCCGUCUCGGCCCUGGCCGUCGCCGCGGCGGUCGCGACGUGCCUGGCGUGCGUGGCGGCGAGGCGCAGGCGCGCCAGGGCCAAGGAAGGCGCCUUCGCGGGCAGGCGCGCGAAGGCGCCUGUCGACUACCCGCUCAACACCACGGCGGCGACGGCGGACGCCAAGCGGGUGGAUGAGUCGGAGCGCCCGCUCAACCCCGCACGCACGAGCGCCCUGGUGAAGAACGUCAACCUCCUGAACAAGAACGACGACGUGGAGCUCGCUCGAGUCAAGGGAGUCAAGGUCAAAAGGGUCAACCUAGAGGUCAAAGUUCAGAACAACUUGCAUGAUGGCACAGAGGUGUGAAUUAUAUAUAUAUAUUUUUUUCCCCUCUUUCAGGUGUGCUUGUUGUUGUGCUAAAAGGCCAAUGUCUUGUGCGAGCAGUAGUCUUUGUUCACAGACACCGGUCUCCACCCUGAUUUGACUUCAGAAUUUGGCAAUUCUGGGCAAUUCUGAAGUCGCGAAUAACGUAGCAUUGAUUGGUAUCAAUGUCAACAAUUGAAAAUAAGUGCUUUGACCAAUUUCAGGACAUGAACCUUAAAUGCUUUAUUGUAUCCUAUUGCAUAUCAAUGUUAACUUUGUAUUAGUUGUAUUAAAACAAAAGGGCUUCUCUGACCCUUUAUAAAGUGUAAAAUAGAUGGUACUUAUUCAACCAGGAUGAACUUGUCCAUCUGGAGCUUUGAGAAAAAUACUUUUAAAAGUUAAUUUUUAUGCCACAAUUUCAGAGGAAGAAUACAAAUGAUGCACUUGGAGAAGUAAAUAGCUUGCUGCUUCACAAUGGCCUUUUUCUGCUCCGAAGUGGCAUGGAGACAAUGCUGACAAUUACCAAUAACCAAACAGUUAAGGUACGCUGUAGUCAACGCAUCUUGGCAAUUGUUAAACUCCUGCGUGACACAAAAAAAGCGAAUUUGUGCCAAGUCGCAAAAAAUGUAAUCUGUUAACCAGCUCGGUAGCGUUUACGUGAGCCUUGAUAACUAUUACUUUGAGUUUAUAUUAUUUUAAAAGUUUGUUGUUAUCAAUAGCUUUUCAACCUAAUUUCUGGAUAAAAAAGGCUUUUAAAUAAAACAUGGCUGUGUAUUUAAAACUACGAAAAGUUUUCCAUUCAAAUUUGUACAUUUUUAUUUGGUAUGGUUUAACAAAAAACACACCUGGUCUUUCCACAAAUGAAUGCGCAAAUAAUGUACAAUCAAUGAGCAAGUUAGUAUUUUUGAAGGAAGAGCAUGACAAACAUUUCAUGGUUCCAUGGGGCCAGGUGAUGGCUGUUUACCAUUGGUAGACCCAUGCAGAUCCACCCCAGUUCCGAUCGGGCCUUUGAAAACAUCAACACGAUUGCACCUGCACAACCACCCAUACCGCACUAAACUGUGUUUAUUUUUUCAGGCCCGCUCAAGGUUUAGAGCAAGGGGGGAAAAAAUCCCCAUCUGUCGGGCCACUGACGUUAUACUGUGCCCACACCCCCUUUUGACCAAUGAUGCAUAAAGCAAGGUACAAAAGUAGACUCGGGGAUUCAUGAGUGGGUAUGGCACAUGUAAAGCCCCAUCAUACUGAGAACCCAAUCACCUUUACUCCAACAGAAUAUCUAUUCAAUUCAGUGAUAAUUAUUGUGCCGCUUCAGGAUGUAUUGUACUUCAGUUUGGUGAGUUUGCCUCAAGCUAAUAAGCACUCGGUAAAUCAAGGUUAGCCAUCGCAGAAUUUCCUUCAGCUAAAAUUAGUGAGUCAAAUGUAAUGAAAACAUGAAUAACUCUAGAAUUGAAAGCUGUGUCCCUUUGAGCUUUUCUCAAAAUGGAGGAUGUCUUUGGGGGGCUAUGAAAGUACAGAUCUGCACCAAAUUUUGCUCCAUGUAGGCUGCAGUUAGUGUUGCUCAAUCUAUCUACCAAUUCUACACGUGAACAAAGCUCAAAAUGUAAUGAGGGACAAGUGUUGAUGUUUGCGGACCCUUUUAAUAAAACAAAAUGUGUUUCUUUGCACAAAUUAUUCCAAUUGUGUGCUAUCAGUAUCAUGUCACGAGAUAAGGCAGCUAUUUGGAAAUUUCACAGAUCAGCAUUACUCUGUGUCAGAGUGCCUGGGGAUGAGAUUUCACAUGGCGUCUCCUGAAAACUCCUUCAAGUGGCCUUUUUAUCUUCUUUUACAACCGGGGUUGUACUUCCACAUACACUGCUAAGAAGUUGUCUAACGAUUGAAAACAAUAUAUAUUUUUGGAAUGUUGCUAAUUCAAAUAAAUAGCAGAAAUAUCAACGAAAUUAGAAAUGUCAACGAUAUUUUUUUCUACACUUGUAAAACCGGUUAAAGCGGGCAGCUGCCUGCAUUCAAAACAAUGAUCUCAAUGUUACUGGACUGGGUGCCCUGGCAUCCGAGUUAGCGGUUCACCUCAGACCCUUUAACAUUGGUUUGGUGUGUACAAUGUGCCCGGCCAUGCACACCUAUAGUGUACUGAAAUAAUGUCACAUUGUGUGUUUUUUUAAACACGUUGCUUGUGCUUGCCAACUGGUUUUAAUGCGAGUAAUGCCAAGCUAAUGUUGCCUUUUAUUGCGGGAUUAAAAUUACGUCUCUCAUGAACUGUCGUUGAUUUUAACAUCUUAUGCAUAAUCCAGUUGUGUAAUAGUACAUGUUUGUGCAUUUAAUUAUAAUGUCACUCACCAGAUGGCUUUGUAUAAAACAUUAUACUUUCGGUGCUAAAAUAACUUCUAAGUGUCUACUAAUGUGUUACAUGCAGUCCUGUAUUUUCCUUUGAAUGAUUACAUAAGCCAUGCUAAAGAUUGGUUCAUGUAAUUUUGAUGGUAAUAACAUUUCCUAACGCAUCAAAAAUUACAUGAUACCUUUGUUCAAAGAUUUUUUUUUCAAUUACACCACCAACAAAAACAUAAAAGCUCGAGGCAUUUGGUACAGCAACACCAUGCUGGUUAGCUUUGAUGUGCACUGCUGCGUGUACAAUCUUGAGGACUUUGGAUAUUAACAUUGGCAAAUCCUACCAAGAUUAAUUUCAACCAUUUCCAUGCGAUAAUAGUAAGGUAGCCAGAUAUUUAGCGGAAGAAUUCCAUGCAAAACAACUAACCCUCCUGAAUUGAAGCCACUUAAAAUGUUCUCGAUAUUUUACUCCUUGCAGAUUUUUUUGUUCAUGUUGUUUAUUUUUAAUUUAUAUUGACUGCAGCCAUAAAUGUUGUAUGUAAUAUUGUGUUUUAACCACUAAUUAAUAGCCUGAAUUAUUACUCUAAAGUCUAAGCAACCAUUGAGACAAGUCUGGUCAUACAAUUGGGGGUGGGAAGUACCAAAGUGGAUAUGCUCCGAGAUGGAGAGAGAACAGUUUUAGAAGAGCAGCUGAAAGCAAUCUCAAGACAGAAAUAUCUUGCCCUCAUUACCUGGGGUAACAAGGGAAAUUGUGUUAGCACCGCUUGCACCAUUGUCUCUCACUGCCCCAUAUCCUGGUGAUGGAUAUGCCAUCCAGAAAAUUCCAUAUGCCCUUGUAUGCUACUGCUCAUUACAAAGUAGUGCAGGGCUUCUAUAUAUUUGUCAAAUGUGAGACAAACUAAUCAGGCAUAUACACUAAAAAGGAGUGUUACUAAUAAUGGAUUUCAAGAUGGUGCUAAGUUUCUAACUUUGUAUAUUAUGUACCCACCUCCAUAAACAUGGGUAAACCAUCAUUUAAUUUGUACUGAAUAAAAUGUUUUGCAAUAUUUUGGUUUACUGGUUCAUACAUUGUGCGGGCAUGUGUGAAAUGUUGCUUCUGCGAACUCUUCAUAUGAAAUGAAGUUAUUCUCAUGCUCAACGUUCAGUUAUCCCCGCUCAUCAUUGACCUGGGCUCCUUUUCAACAAGUUCCAAUACUCACACGUGUUACAAUACAAAUUGUGUCACUUCAGUUGUGGUAUUAUUUUGUUGUGGCACAUGUAGAUGCAUUUAUACAUUAAAGGAAUAUGUUGUGGGUUUC